AGCGCAACCAAUUUGCUGUAGUCGAGGUUUCUUUACGGACUUCAUUUUUCAAAAAGCAGUUCUGUGAGAAAGGACGAUGGUGACAGGCGCACUGUAAACAGUCUCACCCUGCUACGUCUUGAGCCGGUGCGAAAAAAGGACCCCUAUAGAACGGGAAAAACACGACGCCCGUUCUCUGGCGUUUCUAGGGUUACGUCAUUCCCUUCCUCUUCUGUCCAUUCUCGGCGGGAUGUUCGUUUCCUGCGAUGGCUGCGAGCGCCCUGAAUUGAAAGGAUUCACGCUCCUGAUGCCAGCUGUAUCAGUGGGGAAUGUUGGCCAGCUGGCUGUUGAUUUAAUCAUUUCCACACUUGGGAUGAACAAAAUUGGUUACUUUUAUACUGAUUGCCUUGUGCCAAUGGUUGGCAGUAAUCCAUAUGCAACCACAGAAGAUAAUUCAACAGAAUUGUGUAUAAAUGCUGAAGUGUAUGCAGUGCCUUCCAAAGAGCUAGUGGCUCUACAGAUAAGAUCACCAUUCAUAAAGAAUAAAUAUAGGCACUUCUGUCAUGCGUUGCUGGCCUGGGUGAAAAGCUGCACCUUUGCAAAAGUUGUUCUUUUGUCCAGCAGUCAUGCUUACCAGCGUAAUGAUCAUCAACUUCACACUACUUCACUGAGAUACUUGCUUUCACCUGCUGUUCCGAAAACAGUUCGAGAUCUCAUACAAAGAUUGAACUGGAGAGAACUGGAGAAAGUGUCAGCUUUCCCUGAAGUAAAUGAAGAGGAGAAAGUACUCCAUAUUCCAGGAGGUGGCAUCACAAAGCUGUUGUUUACUAAAAGUUGUUCAGAAGGAAUUCAAAUGGUGGUUUUGCUGAAAUUUUGCUCAGAGGGGGACAAUAUUCCAGAUGCAUUUGUUCUUGUUGACUAUCUUAAUGAAUGGCUUCAAGUAACUACAAACCAAAGUGGCAGUUCUCCAGCUACAUCUUCCAAAUGGAAAACACCAAGUUCCUGGAAACUCCUCUUUGGCAGUGGCCUUCCACCUGCAUUAUUUUAGAUUCAUUUAUUUAUAGCCAACUUGUACAAAAAUUGAAGCUUUCUGUUUUGAUUUUGAUAUAAGCAGCAAUUACCACUGUGGACCCUUGUGUAAAAUAUAAUGGCUGAGAUCCAGUUAAGCUGACACUUCAGCAUGUUUCAAGGAAGACAUAAAGUAAACCAUAAGUACUCAGUGUUUUUCAAAAGAACUGCUGGUUUACCUUCUCUCAAACUUUAAAACAUAUCAGACUUUUUAAAAUUACUUAAAACAAUUUUUCUGGCCUUGGCCAAGCUAUCUGGGCAACAUUAAUAAAAUCCUCCUACACACACUGACUUUGCAAAGUAUUCCACCAUUACCAUCCACUAAUUGGCAGUGUAUUCUGUAGGUAUCAGAUAUUCCCACCUAGCUGCAGCAACCAGAGCUCCUAGUGCAAAAGGGAAAGCAGUCUUGACUUUUCUGACAUUUCCGUAGGGCUAGAACAUCCCCUGAAUUAUUCAUCCUUGCUGCCGGUUUAUAGAAAAACUUUCUUACUGAAACAAGACAUUCUGCAUCACUAUAAGUUUUUGUGAUAGAGAAUGACAAAGAAAGUGAUGCCAUAGAGAACUAAUACCAUUGGAAAAGAUGUCUACCUAUGUUAAGGAAGCUAAAACAUGACAUCUUUGCAUGUGAACAAGCUAUGGGUUUUGUAAUCCAUUCUAGGACAAGAGUUUAGAGAAUCUAUUAUGUUUGCUAAUUUCCCCUGGAAUUGCAUGUUUGCAUAGGGCUUAAUGCCUUUUUAUAGGUUAAAAAAGUGAAUAAUUGACUUGUGUCCUAGAUCAGCAUUAAGCAUGUGUGAUCUUCAUCCUAUUUCAGAGGAAGCUCAGGAGGCAAUCUGGAAUGGUUAUUUUGUACAGUUCUAGAGUUUAAAUUUAAAAUAAAGACAUGUUAAACUCUGAGCUGACUGAUAGUAUAUAGUGAAAAGGAGGUAUGAUGUCUAGAAAAUUCCAGUAAAUGCUGGAGCUAGAAAUAACGUGGAGAAAUAGGAGCAGAUUUCCAUGUGUAGUUACAGCCAGCAGGGGAUAAGUAUACCAGCGGAUUAAAGAGAUAAUUGUUAAAUGUACAUCUUCUGCAAGGAGAAGGAUGCCAUACAAAUGAAAUUAAUAAAUAAUAAAUUGAAAUGCAAGGGG
Sphaerodactylus townsendi is the source of this 2172-nucleotide messenger RNA. RefSeq names its product proteasome assembly chaperone 2 (gene PSMG2). NCBI's taxonomy places the organism in Eukaryota, Metazoa, Chordata, Lepidosauria, Squamata, Sphaerodactylidae. Gene Ontology annotation, cellular component: cytosol; nucleus. Bases 230 to 1027 code for a protein of 265 amino acids. The record is from RefSeq and is a predicted model, not a curated record. Gene Ontology annotation, biological process: proteasome assembly. The transcript has 7 exons.